Molecule: messenger RNA, 564 nt
Organism: Entamoeba dispar SAW760
Lineage: Eukaryota; Evosea; Mastigamoebida; Endamoebidae
Exons: 1
Coding region: 1-564 (187 amino acids)
Source: RefSeq, a predicted model, not a curated record
AUGAAUCAAAAUGCGUUUUUUGAAAGCUUUUGUAAUACUAAUAAUAUUGUUAAAAUUAUAAUAAAUAACCAACAAUUUGAAGUUGAUAAAAAAGCAAUAGAAAGGAAUGGAAAAGGGGGAAUACUUGAUAUUCUUUUUAAACAAAAAGCAGGGACAAUAAUGAAAGGUGAAAAUAUUAUACUUCAUGGUGAUGAAGAAAAAGCAAGACAAUUAAAAGAAUAUAUAUCAUAUAUCGAAGCCAAUCAAAUCUAUGUACAAAAUUUAAGUUUAUAUGAAGUAGCACAAAAAGUAAUGGAUUUAGUCUGUUGUGGAGUUGAUUUAGGUGAGGCAUUAGAUUAUUUUAAUGCAAGAGAUGGUAGUGGAGAUGUUGUAGGUGAAAUACUUUGUAUUAUGGGAGAAUCUUUUACAACAAAUUUUGUUCAAGCUGACCAACAAGGUACAUGGCAAAAAAUGGUAUACGAAGGACUACAAUGGGCAUUCGCAAAUAGACCAGAACAAAUUCAAAAUAAUAGUGAUCUUUUAAGUAUAAUUUAUCAAAAAUAUAAUGAUUUUAAAGAUAUUUAA